This is a messenger RNA of Notolabrus celidotus (New Zealand spotty), 4580 nucleotides long. It is a transcript of the gene ints6l, whose product is annotated as integrator complex subunit 6 like. Gene Ontology annotation, biological process: snRNA 3'-end processing. The transcript is spliced from 17 exons. Bases 194 to 3157 code for a protein of 987 amino acids. The record is from RefSeq and is a predicted model, not a curated record. NCBI's taxonomy places the organism in Eukaryota, Metazoa, Chordata, Actinopteri, Labriformes, Labridae. Gene Ontology annotation, cellular component: integrator complex.
GAACAGCGCGAGCUAAGACAGAGCUCUACAAAGGCAGAUAGAGAGGGAGCGAAAGCAACGGCCCUCUUUAGGAGGGGGGGGGCUUAUUAUAACAAAUAUAUACACACAUGUGUGAACAGUUUAUCCGCACGAUAGGUCAUAUGUGGAUAACAAUUAUUUUAGAAAAGCAUUCAACUGCGGCUGCACAUUUAAAAUGCCUAUUUUAGUUUUCCUGUUAGACACGUCCGCCUCUAUGAAUCAGCGCACUUAUUUGGGUACGACGUAUCUGGACGUUGCUAAAGGCGCGGUUGAGGUCUUUAUGAAGCUGCGUGCCCGAGACCCGGCUAGUAGAGGCGACAGGUACAUGCUAGUUACAUUCGAUGAUCCACCAUACGGAGUGAAGGCAGGCUGGAAGGAGAACCAUGCCACCUUCAUGUGCGAGCUGAAGAACCUGCAGGCAUCUGGGCUGACCACGCUGGGCCACGCUCUCCGCACAGCCUUCGACCUGCUCAACCUCAACCGCCUCGUCUCAGGCAUCGACAACUAUGGGCAGGGUCGCAACCCCUUCUUCCUCGAGCCAUCUGUGAUCAUCACUAUCACUGAUGGGAACAAGCUCACACACAGCUCUGGGGUGCCAGAUGAGCUGCACCUGCCCCUAAACUCUCCACUGGCAGGCAGUGAGUUGACCAAAGAGCCUUUUCGCUGGGACCAGCGUCUGUUUGCGUUGGUGCUGAGGCUUCCAGGAGCGGCCACGCCAGACACAGAGCAGCUGGGGAGCGUCCCCACAGAUGAGUCUGCUAUCACCCAGAUGUGUGAAGUCACUGGAGGGCGGUCGUAUUGUGUGCGAACACAGAGGAUGUUAAACCAGUGUCUGGAGUCUCUGGUCCAAAAAGUUCAAAGUGGAGUCGUCCUUAAUUUUGAGAAGACAGGGCCGGAUCCACCUCUUGUUGGGGACGAGAACUCGGUGGAGUCGACUCGUCCCAUAUCUUCCUUCAGCCCUCAUGCGUGGCACAGUUGCCACAAACUCAUCUAUGUGCGACCGAACCCAAAGACAGGAGUUCCAGUCGGGCAUUGGCCUAUACCAGAGUCCUUCUGGCCGGACCAGAAUUCUCCUACCCUGCCUCCACGCUCUGCACAUCCCGUGGUGCGUUUCUCUUGCGUAGACUGUGAGCCCAUGGUGAUUGAAAAGCUUCCCUUUGACAAGUAUGAACUGGAGCCAUCCCCACUCACCCAGUUUGUUUUGGAGAGGAAGUCCCCACACAUGUGCUGGCAGGUAUGGCAGAUAUUCACACACCCAUCUUCUGUGUUUCUGCUGUCACUGGCACCAGAAAUAUUGAAGCUGUUGGCUUUAUUUGAGAACACUUUUGUUUAUAAAUUAGUAAUGAGACUCAUUUAUGAUUAUGAAGCAAAGAAAUCUCUGCAAUUGUUUUCUAAAAAAAAAGAACGUCUCUGUGUGUUUUUUUUAUAUACACAGGUGUUUGUGAGCAGCAGCGCAAAGCAAAAUGACCUCGGGCAACCAUUUGGCUACCUUAAAGCCAGCACCACUCUCACCUGUGUCAACCUGUUUGUCAUGCCUUACAACUACCCAGUACUUCUCCCACUCCUUGAUGACUUGUUCAAAGUGCACAAGUUCAAACCAAACCUCAAGUGGCGACAGUCUUUUGAGAUGUACCUGAAGACAAUGCCUCCGUACUACCUCUUGCCCUUAAAAAAAGCAAUGAGGAUGAUGGGGGCACCUAAUCUUAUUGCAGACACCAUGGACUGUGGCCUGAGUUACAGUGUUAUCUCUUAUCUGAAGAAGCUCAGCCAGCAGGCUAAGAUGGAAUCUGAUCGUCUGAUCGUAUCUGUGGGGAAGAAAGCUCCCCAAGAAACUGGCAUAAAGGUGAGGAACCACUCCAGUUCCCUCUCUCUGGCCCACCGCCGGGAUUUCAAGCAGUUGUUGCAAGGAAUCAGUGGGGAGGGGCCCCUUCGCCUGGUGGACAUGAACUUCAAAGAGUUUGCUGGCUUCCAGAUCGCAUUGCUCAAUAAGGAUCUGAAACCGCAGGCCUACCGCAAUGCCUACGACAUCCCACGAUGGAACCUUCUGGAUCAACUCACCCGGAUGCGCUCUAAUUUGCUACGGACGUCACAGAAACUCAUCAGAGGGCAAGACGAAGACUAUCUGCACAGUAUCCCCGUGGCUCAGAUGGGAAACUAUCAGGAGUACUUAAAAAUGAUGCCGUCUCCGCUGAGAGAGAUCGACCCUGACCAACCUAAACGCCUUCAUACGUUUGGGAAUCCUUUCAAGCAGGACAAGAAGGGGAUGAUGAUCGAUGAGGCAGACGAGUUUGUUGCAGGUCCUCAAAAUAAGAAAAGAGGAAAUUCUGGCGACUCCAACUCAGGUGUUACUAUGAAGAGAAGGCGAAGUAUGUCCCCCUUACUACGGCGACCACAGACUCCUCCAGCAAGCACAAACAACAUGGCGGUGGGGAAGAGUCCACUAGCAGUUUCAGGGAAUCAGAACCUCCUCAAACCCAUCCCGCAGCACAAAGAAAUGGACGGCAACAACGUGGAGGGCGUGGAGGGCAUGGAGGGUGUGGAGGGUGUGGAGGGUGUGGAGGGUGUGGAGGGUGUGGAGGGUGUAGAGACUAAUGGUGACGGGGCCCUUGGUUCUGAGUCAGGGGAGAUGUGGCCCUCUGAGAUGGACUCUCUAACAGAAAACCCACCUUCACUGAGCCCAGAGGAGAAAGAAGAGUUGUGUGCAGCAGAUGAGGAAGCGGACAGCAACAUGAUCGAAGAGAGACUGAUGGGCGACCGACUAGAUGAGCAGCUGCUGGAGGAGAAACCUGACUAUGACAGACUGAGUCCACAGAGUCAGUUAGAGGACCCUGAAGCUGAAGCCGACCCUGCAAUGCUGGAGACCAUAUACAUAGCUCCACUAGAUGGCUGCCAGGCAGAACUAAGGACCCGGGUCAUCAAGGAAGUCCGCAAACCUGGACGAAACUAUGACGCAAUACUUGGAUUACUGCAGCAAGUGAAAGGACCGGUUAACGUCCAGAAGUACUUCAUCCAACAUGCUAUCAGAGAGGCUGUCAGGUUCAAGAAGCGGGUACUGAUCCAGCAGCUGGAGAGGGCCCUCACCCAGGUGGAGGACAAGGAGACAGCACCCUCACAGCUUCUCAAUGACCAUGGCAGUUAGUAAUGAAGCCAUCUUUGUUUUGUAUCUAUGAAAAUUAAUGAAGCUCCUCUUCUCUGAUAUGUUUUUUGUUGAACGUUGGAUUCACCACCAUAAAAACAGAUGUUCUUUUUAACUGGCCGCAAAGAAAAACAAGGGUACUGAAAUGCACUGAUAGCAGAAGCUCCCACUGUCUGUGCGCUGUGACAUCACAUCCUGUUUGAGGCAGAGGGGAAUGGGUUUAACUGGAGGAGGGCCUUAAGGUCACAUCCACUGAGGAUUAUUCAAAGACUAUAAACAUAAUCCUCAUUAUUCUGGCAGAUACCUUAAACAUACAUAAGGCUUUUGUCUAUAUCAGCACACUGUUCAGCAAACACACAGAUAAACACACUCCAGAUGGAUACAAAGAAGCUGUGAGAGCCUCAUAUGAGACAGCUAGUGAUGGAUGGGUCAUUCCUGUUAUUGUUAUUCUUUCAUAACAGACCUUUCUUCAGCUGGUCUGGAUAAAGGAUUGUUAUUCUGACAAAUGUUAAAACAUUUAGGGUGGCGGAAAUAGAAAGAAUCUGAGCUCAUUCAUGCACCAUAAUAUCUCCAUGGGAAUAUUCCUGGUAAAAUAAAGGUUGAGUAAACACCUACCAUCAACUAAUCAGCCAGUAAAAGUUGUAAUAUGUGGUUGGAAAAGUCCUCUUUUGGCUAAUCCAGUCAACAAAAUACCAGACAAAUGAAGAAACUCAGUCCCAGUGUCAUAUUUGAUUGUGGGAGGAUGGAUACCAGGGAAUUGGUAGAUGCAUUCCUAUAGCCUCAUGCUUUACACUUUAGUAUUACUGAACCCUAUUCCAGCUUUCUCAGACCAAAAAAGGGUCACCUUUACGACUGUCAUUUUGUUUGUGAUCUGAAACAUAAUAUUCCUUCCUCAAGCUGCAGUUAAUAGACAAGAAUAGGUACUGGGUUCCUGAGUGAGCAUCAGCAUCCUCCUGCCUGCCACAACAGCAUCACAGCAAGAGUUCAGUGACUGCAGCUGUUUGUAUCUACGUAAACUUAACUUCUAAGAUACACUAACACACGCGCGCAAACACAGUCCUGUGAAAUCCCCCUCCAGGGCUCCACAAACACUCCAUUGUUUUCCAGAAAUAUGACUUUAUUGAGAGGAAUUUCUGCAUCAGUCCAGGCUCAGUUGACAGUCACCUGCUGCGAAUCUGCCCUCUACUGCUUUCUACAUAAACCCCGGUUUAUGUGAAAAGCAUCUGUGUUGAUCUUGUUUUUAUGACAGAUGUACACUACUUUUUAAUGUUCAUAAGGAAUAUAGAUUAUUUUUGUGAUAUUGUUUAUUUCAGAGUAUAAGACAUAUUUUGGAUGAAAUGUUUAAAGCCAAUUUUGUAAACUGUUAAAUACAUAUAUAAAAUAACCUCUUUUCACAAAACAGAAAAUAAACCUCAGGUAGAACGGG